This is a messenger RNA of Oryza sativa Japonica Group (Japanese rice), 1853 nucleotides long. RefSeq names its product GDSL esterase/lipase ACHE. The record is from RefSeq and is a predicted model, not a curated record. Gene Ontology annotation, molecular function: hydrolase activity, acting on ester bonds. NCBI's taxonomy places the organism in Eukaryota, Viridiplantae, Streptophyta, Magnoliopsida, Poales, Poaceae.
GGCACACCGUGCGCUGUGCUCCACUCCACCAUCGCUCGCGACCCGCGCCCACGCCCGCGCACCACCACACCACACCAUACCACACCACGGCCAUCUCGUCAGUCAGUGUGACCCAUCCGGCCAUCCCACCGCGCCCUCCCCCUCCCAUCGCUGUCGUCCACGGCACCGCGUCGCGUUUGGGGUCUCCCACCGUUCUCUCCCGCACGCGCGCGGUCCCGCCUCCCGCCUAUCUCUAUCCGCAGAUCCACAACCAUCCAUCUCCAUUCGCCAUUUCCGCCCACUGCCACGCCAACGCCACUGCUGCUAAGCUCCGCCUCGUCUUCCGCCCACGCUGCUCUGCUCGUCGUCGCUCUCGCUCGCAGUGCCCCGCGCGCGCGAACGAGGCGUGGUGGGGGGGUAAUGGCGCCUCCUCCGUACGCAGCCGCGGUGGUGGUGGCGACCGUCGCCGUGCUGGUGCUGGUGUCGCAGGUCUCAGUGGCCGCCGGCGCGGACUGCCGCUUCCCGGCCGUGUUCAACUUCGGCGACUCCAACUCCGACACGGGCGGGCUGUCGGCCACCUUCGGCGCCGCGCCGCCGCCCAACGGCAGGACCUUCUUCGGCAUGCCCGUCGGCCGCUACUGCGACGGCCGCCUCGUCAUCGACUUCAUCGCUGAAAGCCUGGGACUGCCUUACCUCAGUGCGUACCUCAACUCGAUAGGAAGUAACUUCACACAAGGUGCUAACUUUGCAACGGCCGGGUCGUCAAUCAGAAGGCAGAACACAUCUUUGUUCCUCUCUGGUUUCAGCCCCAUUUCCUUGGACGUGCAGUCCUGGGAGUUUGAACAGUUCAUCAACAGAAGCCAGUUCGUCUAUAACAACAAAGGUGGAAUCUACAGGGAGCUCCUACCCAAGGCUGAAUACUUCUCUCAGGCGCUCUACACAUUCGAUAUCGGCCAGAAUGACAUUACCACAGGCUUCUUCAUAAACAUGACCUCUGAACAAGUCAUAGCUUACAUCCCUGAUCUAAUGGAAAGGCUCACGAACAUAAUCCAGAAUGUGUACGGUCUCGGAGGAAGGUACUUCUGGAUUCACAACACGGGGCCGAUCGGCUGCCUGCCUUACGCCAUGGUGCACCGCCCCGACCUCGCCGUCGUCAAGGACGGGUCCGGCUGCUCCGUCGCCUACAACGAGGUCGCCCAGCUCUUCAACCAGAGGCUGAAGGAAACCGUGGGCCACCUCCGGAAGACCCACGCCGACGCCGCGUUCACCUACGUCGACGUCUACUCCGCCAAGUACAAGCUGAUCAGCGACGCCAAGAAGCUCGGGAUGGAUGACCCGAUGCUGACGUGCUGCGGCUACGGCGGCGGGAGGUACAACUUCGACGACAGGGUCGGGUGCGGCGGGAAGGUGAAGGUGAACGGGACGUGGGUGGUGGCGGGGAAGUCGUGCGACGACCCGCUGAAGCGGGUGAGCUGGGACGGCGUGCACUUCACCGAGGCGGCGAACAAGUUCGUGUUCGACCAGAUCGCCGGCGGCAAGCUCUCCGACCCGCCGGUGCCUCUCAGGCAGGCCUGCCAGAUCAGCAGAGGGCAGUGAAUCGUCGCCGCCGGUGCGGGUGCAUCGAGCCGUCGUCAGGUUGGCUGUGCCGUACUGCCAUUUCUGCUGCUGCUGCUGCCUCUGGCUUUGUAAGUGUGCAAUAUUGCAGAGGCAUAUGGUUGAUAUAAAGUACAUAUACUGCUUCCUUUGUGCAAUAAAGGGAGAAUGAGAUUCAUAACGAGUAGCGAUGAAAUGCUUCUAGACAAUCUGGAAGAUGACAAUACGAUUCUGAAUCAUCUUAAGUUUUGUUUAGACGCCGUUGCGCCGUAAUGGCACGA